AGAAGGCUCUCCUUGGCACCAGUAGUAGUAUAUAACGACCCGCAACCCUAGCCACAUUUCUCUCGUCCUCAACACAUACUUCUUUCACUCUGUUAUCAUCGUCCUCCUCAAUCCCUCAUUUCACAGCUCUCUUAUUUCGCAAAUCAUGGCCAAGAUCAAGAUCGGAAUCAACGGCUUUGGAAGGAUUGGCCGAUUGGUGGCCAGGGUUGCGCUCCAGAGCGACGACGUGGAGCUCGUAGCCGUCAAUGAUCCCUUCAUCACCACCGAGUACAUGACCUAUAUGUUCAAGUAUGAUUCUGUUCAUGGCCAAUGGAAAAAGCAUGAACUCCAAGUCAAGGACUCUAAAACUCUCCUAUUUGGUGACCGUCCUGUUGCUGUUUUCGGCAUGAGGAACCCAGAGGAGAUUCCAUGGGGUGAGGUUGGAGCAGAUUUUGUUGUUGAAUCUACUGGAGUGUUUACUGAUAAGGAUAAAGCUGCUGCCCACUUGAAGGGAGGUGCAAAGAAGGUUGUCAUUUCUGCCCCGAGCAAAGAUGCUCCCAUGUUUGUGAUGGGUGUCAACCAUACUGAGUAUAAGAAAGACAUUGAUAUUGUUUCUAAUGCUAGUUGUACCACCAACUGUCUUGCUCCAUUGGCAAAGGUUAUUAAUAACAGGUUUGGUAUCGUUGAGGGUCUUAUGACCACUGUCCAUGCUAUUACAGCGACCCAAAAGACUGUUGAUGGUCCAUCAAUGAAGGACUGGAGAGGUGGAAGGGCUGCUUCUUUUAACAUCAUUCCCAGCAGCACUGGUGCUGCUAAGGCGGUUGGCAAAGUUUUGCCCGCACUAAAUGGGAAGCUGACUGGCAUGGCUUUCCGUGUCCCAACUGCUGAUGUGUCUGUCAUUGACCUUACUGCAAGGCUUGAGAAAGGUGCCUCCUAUGAUGAAAUCAAGAAGGCUAUCAAGGAGGAAUCAGAGGGUAGUUUGAAGGGUAUUCUUGGCUACACUGAGGAUGAUGUGGUGUCUUCUGACUUCAUUGGUGAUAGCAGGUCAAGCAUAUUUGAUGCCAAGGCGGGCAUUGCUUUGAAUGACAACUAUGUGAAGUUUGUCUCUUGGUAUGACAAUGAAUGGGGUUACAGUAACCGUGUUGUUGAUUUGAUUCGCCACAUGGCCUCUGCCUGAGCUUUGGCUUGAAAAGCAGGAAGAGCGUCGAGCAUUGUUUUUUUUAAAAAAAAAAAAAUAAGAAUUUGCUCUUUUUGAUACUGUUUUGGUUCUGAUGUUUUCUGGGCUUUGUCUCUCUACUUAGCGUCCUGCUGUUGUGGUCUUGAAAUUUUGUAGCUUUGGAUUUUAUGUUUGUCUCCUUCAAUCUAAUGCAUUUGGGGUCAUGGAUCUUGUGUCUUUUCUCCCCAUCAUGUGUGUUUUUCUCUUUUCUCGUGUUUUUAUCCCGUUCUAAAUGGCUAUGUUAGUUUCACUUUUAAAGCCACACUCGCAAUAAAAACUUGAAUUACCAAUUUUGUGACCUCAACAAUGUCUCGUGUCACUCUCUUAAACAAUGAAGCUAGUUGGUUUUG
Cuscuta campestris is the source of this 1545-nucleotide messenger RNA. The record is from the annotation of a GenBank genome assembly. Lineage: Eukaryota; Viridiplantae; Streptophyta; Magnoliopsida; Solanales; Convolvulaceae.